This is a messenger RNA of Racocetra persica, 3648 nucleotides long. The record is from the annotation of a GenBank genome assembly. Lineage: Eukaryota; Fungi; Glomeromycota; Glomeromycetes; Diversisporales; Gigasporaceae.
UUUAAGCGUCCUAAUAGAAAAAGCAAAAACAAGCUAAACGAUGGUAGAAAUAAUGAGUUAAAUGAUGGUAGAGAACGUGAUGCAAUUACACCCAACAUUUCAAAUGACGGAGUUGGUUCUCAAUCAACAAACACUGCGAUGCGUAACCAGUCUAAUAAUAGACGUUCGAAUAAAAAAAGAUUUCCGAAUAAUGAAAAUGAUCAAAAUGAAGAUCAAGACCAUAUUGCAACUACACAGCUUGAUUCUAAUUUUUUAAGUCAUGAGGACAACUUUCAUUCUAGUGAAAGCUCGGCACUUGCUACGGGACGUGGUGAGUUUCAACGUCCGAAUAUGAGAAAGAACAAUAAGCUAAAUGAUAAUGGAAAUAAUAAGUUAAAUGAAGAGAGGGAAAGUUUUGCAAUUACAUCAUGUGAAACAUCGGAAACUUAUCCUAAUAACGAAGAUAGUUCUCAAUCGACAUAUACUUUGGUGCAUGAUGGGUCUAAUAAUAAACGUUCAAAAAAAGGAAAAAAGCCUCCGAAUAAUGGAAAUAAUGAUUUAAAUGAAGAUAGAGAUCAUAUUGUAAAUGAGCAAUUAGAUACCUAUUCUAAUACUUUAAAUUAUGAGGAUGAUUCCCAUUUUACUGAAAAUUCAUUAUCUUCUGAUAACAAUUUAUCACCUUCUACGAGAGAUAUAUCGGGACAAGAAGAUUAUGGUCAGAAUAGUAACAAGGUUUUGUCCUUACGAAAAAAUGUUGCAUUAAUACUUCAACACGAUGAUAAUGAAAAUUUUAACCCACAAUUUAGCGAGACCGACGCUAAUCAAGAUGUUAAUUUUGAAGAAAGCAUGGAUAGUAUUGACAAAACUAAAUUCUCUAAACAAAAAGGAAAAAAGAAGUUUACUUCAUCACAAAGCGAACAGUCUGUUCAGCAAAAAAUUUUUGAUAUGGGCGUAGAGCAUGAAGACUUGAAACAUGAUGACUCUAUUCAAAGUAAUAUAAAUGACACUGGGAAAAGUGUGCAGCAAGAUUCUGUUCAAGAUGGAAAGUCCACUUCGCAAUCGAGUGGGAUUACAACUAUUGCUAAGCUUAUUGAAAAGGUUCUUCCGAAAGAAAAUGACGAUGACGUUAUAAUUGUGUUUCAUGUUCAUAUGCCAAAAAUCAAUGAGAUUGGAACACCAUGUGUUGUUGGUAAUAUAACAGAAUUAGGAGAGUGGGAGAAACUCACAAUUAAACUCACUGAAAAAAAAAUUUCUGGCCAUCCUACUUCAUGCUGGGAGUCGAAACCGGUUCGCAUUCCACUUGCUCAAUUUGAAAAAAAAGUUAUUAAAUACAAAUAUGCAAUCAAGGAAAAGGGUAGAAAGAAUAAGAAUAAACCUUUGUUACGUGAAGGAGGCGAUGAUCGUAUCCUUGAGGCAGGCGGAGGUGAUAAAUAUGAGAUCUGGGAAGAAAAGGGUAGUAGAGUCUCCUUCCCUCCUGAAAUUAAGGAUGUUUAUUUAGUGAAAAUCAUUUAUGACUCUGUGACUCUUGAGAACCUUAAAGAAAAGAUUAUGAAGUAUGAAAAGAUUAUGAAUCGUUAUCCGAAAUCAACGAAAGCUGCUACAACUAUUGAUUUUAUCAUGAAUUCAUUUCUUGAAGAUAAAUCCUUAGAAAAGAGACUUUUCUUAUGCGUUCUUUUGGGUUAUUAUGUGAAAGAAAGAGAUUCUCAAUAUUAUUCAUUACCUAGAGAAUUCCAGUCAUCUCUUGUUUUUGAUACGUUACAAAAUAUUACUGCUGAAACAUUCCCGUCUGACACUUAUAAAAUCUUGACACUAGCAAUUCCACUUCUGGUUCGACACAACUGUAUGGUUGUUUCACUCGAUUGGCUUAAAAUUUUUGGCGUAGCCAGUUUUAUUGACCCGAAAUAUGAAUUCAUUGAUUACAUUUCAGAUUUUUACUAUAAUGAGAAAAUUAUGCCUAAUUUUUUUAAAAGUUUUAAUGAUUUGGUUACUCCAGUUAUUUGUACAAUUGAAGAUAAAGAAAUUUAUGCAAAGAUUAUUAAGUGGUUGUUUCGUCAAUGCAGUACAAUGAAGUUUUUUGUUACUGUGUGGCAAGACAUUAUCAUUCAUAGCGAUGAGAUAGAUGAAUUACUACAGCAGAGUUUAGUUGAACGUGUUCGAUAUAUAUUAAGCCGCAAUGUUCUUUCGUGCAUUCAUCUUCAUAAUUGUUACAGUGAUUUGCCUGAACAACUCAAAAUCAUGUUUAUUGAAAUAUUUCGUGAUCGAUCUUUACAUCUAUUAUCCGCUAAACAAUAUCAACAAUGGGACAGGGAUCAUUUGGAUGCAAUUCUCAAACUUCUAAUAAAUGAUCAAAUUCAAUGGCCUUUAGAGGAUUAUUUCAAAGUGCUAGAUACUGUUUCCCAAUGUGUGGAUCUUGGACUCUUGACAAAAUUUCAUGAGUUGCUGAAAUUUGGAUUUAAUACAUUUAAGGAAAUAGAUGAAUCGAAGCUUUCAAUUUUAUGCAAGCAAUGGUAUCGCAAUUUAUUAGAUCGGGCAUCAAAUUUUUCCAACUUAGAUACUAAAAAUGAUUAUAGAGAUAAAUUUGCUUUUAUGGCAUUCAGUCAUAUUUCGAAGGUUUAUCCUUACAUUGGUAAAAUUCCUGUUUGGCAGACUUUGCUUGAAAUAGCAGUAAAUCGUGUUAAGCACACUUCUGAAAAUAUUAUUUUCAGCACUGUUGAUAAAGUAGUGGAAAAAUUAGAGGCGCCGCUUGUUGUAGAAGCAUUUAUUGCUAUGGUGAAGGACAAAUUAAAUUCAUCCAUGUGCAUUGCGGAUAAUCAGCUUAUGGCAAAGAUCAAACUGAUUUGCAAUUGUUCCACUGAUGAAUUGAAAGUACCUACAAGAUCUAGCGAAGAUAUUUUGUGUCAUAUCAUGACUCGAUUACAAUCUACUUUCGAUUCCCAAACAUUCUCAGAGAAUUUUCACCUUUCUUUACUUAAUUCUGGAAAUUUUUGGAUUCAAGUAUUGAAAGCCACUGGAAGUGUUGAUAAAUUACACUCACAUCCACAAAUAAAUGAAGUUCGAAAUGCUAUUUCUCAUCUUACUGAAAUUUUGAGUGAAGAAUCUAUUAGUAUCUCCUUGCUUCAAGAGCUUUUAAAUAAAGAUGAUAAUUUUUUGCUUACAUAUUUUGGUUUCGCUAUUAUGAAGGAAGGCUUACCUUCUAUAAACAAGGAUAUCCUGACAAACAUUCGAGAAAAAUAUCGAAUUUAUGGACUAGGCCUUGACUACCUUAAUUCUUUUUAUACUGAAUUUUGUCCUCAAUCUAUUGUCUUUGAUGUUAAAGAGUAUAUUGAUGACAUUUAUGAGAUGCAUCAACGCAAGAAUACUACUACACUUAAAGAUACAUCUUUGAAUGAUUACUGGGGAAUGCACACUGAUAUAUUGUCUAUUGCUGAAGAUUUAUAUAAAUAUAGGAAAUCUCAGACAUUCAAGAAUUUUGAAAUAAUGCCAAAAAUCCAUGAAAGUUAUCGUCGUUGGUGUAUGACUUAUUCGAAAUGGGAAACAGAGAAAUUUUCAUAUGCCAAAAUUUUGUGGAACAAAGUUCCAGAUAUCACUGUCGAACUUGAUUUGAUGGAUGGUAUAUUAAAACUUGAAAGAAAUCCAAAAUUAAUGAGAACAUUAACUGAUAUUUCUAAA